AUGGAUGCCAGGAAAGCCUCAUCUUCAUCCUCACCAUCCUCCCCAUCAAAACGUUGGAAGUACGACGUGUUCUUGAGCUUCAGAGGUGAAGACACACGCAAGGGCUUCACAGGCCACCUCCACGCCGCAUUAUCUGAUGCCGGAAUCAGCACCUUUCUUGACGACAACGAGCUAGAAAGAGCGGAAUUUAUAAAUACCCAACUGGAGCAGGCAAUCGACAAGUCCAUGAUCUCCAUAAUUGUCUUCUCUAAGAGUUAUGCCGAUUCCAGUUGGUGUCUUGACGAGCUGGUGAAGAUCAUGGAGUGUAGAGAAAGAUUGAGGCAACAGGUUAUUCCAUUGUUCUAUAAUGUUGAUGCUUCAGAUGUCCGGAAACAAACUGGUAGUUUUGCACAAGCAUUUGAGAAACAUGAAGCGGGCAUCUGUGAAGGUAAACAUGGGAAAGAAAAGGUAGAGCGGUGGAGGAAUGCUCUCACUCAAGCUGCGGAUUUGUGUGGGGAAGAUCUUAAAAAUGCUGAUAAUGGGAUCCAUUUAACAUUUGAUGUUAAAUCCCAAUCGCAUGAAGCAAAGUUUAUCAAGAAAAUUCUUGGGGAGGUUAAUAAGCAGUUGUACAGCAAAUACCAAUUAGACAUCGAACACCUUGUUGGAAUUACUUCUCGGGUGAGCGAUGUUGUUCGCAUGAUUGAUAUUGAAAAUUCAGGUUCUAAGGAUGUUGUUCGCAUGAUUGGUAUUUUGGGGAUGGGAGGCAUUGGAAAAACAACCCUUGCCAAAACCAUUUAUAACAAAUUUGAUCCUAUCUUUGAAGGUAGGAGUUUCCUUGCAAACGUGAGGGAAGUAAUUGCACACCAACCCUUUAAUGGUCUGGUUGGUUUGCAAGAACAACUUCUAAACGAUAUCUUGAAAAGCGAGGACAUAAAGGUUGGCUCUGUUGCUAAAGGGAUCGAUAUGAUAAGAGAAAGACUUUGUUGUAAAAGAGCACUUGUCAUAAUUGACGAUGCAGAUGAUCUACAGCAACUAAAAGCAAUAGCUAGAGCUCGUGAUUGGUUUGGUCCUGGAAGUAGAAUUGUUAUAACAACAAGAAAUCAACAUUUGCUAGACCAAGUUGGAGUGGAUAGCACAUAUAUGGCUCAAGCAAUGGAUGAGGAAGAAGCUCUAGAGCUCUUUAGUAGGAAUGCCUUUGAAAGUGGUUGUCCUAAUCAAGAAUAUCUUGACCUCUCAAAACGUGUAAUUUGUUACUGUCGAGGCUUGCCACUAGCACUUGAAGUUGUAGGGUCUUUUCUGAUUAAAAGAUCCACAGCGGAGUGGGAAAAUCAUUUGGAGAAGUUGAAAAGAAGUCCUGAUGCAGAUAUUCAAAAAAUACUCAGAAUAAGCUUUGACGGGCUACCUGAUCAUACAACGAGAGAGAUAUUCCUUGAUAUAUCUUGUUUCUUUAUAGGAAUGGACAAGGACUAUGUAACACAAAUAUUAGAUGGAUGUGGCUUUUAUGCAACGAUAGGAAUCAGUGUCCUCAUGGAACGGUGCCUUGUAACUGUUAGUGAGCAAAACAAGCUGAUGAUGCAUGAUUUGCUUCGAGACAUGGGAAGAGAGAUCAUUCGUGAAAAUGCCUGCGGUCCCCCUGAAAAAUUUAAUAGAUUAUGGAAACGUGAAGACGUAACAAAUGUAUUGAGCGAUGAAUCUGGAACUGAAGAAAUUGAAGGAGUUACUCUAGAUUUGGAUCCAGAUUUGCAUCGAGGUUGGUUUAGAGAUUUGACUAGAUUCAGUGCACAAGCAUUUACCAACAUGAAAAAACUGAGGUUACUCCACCUCAGCAACGUAGAGCUCACUGGAGAGUACAUAGAUUUUCCCAAAAGGUUAAUAUGGUUGUGCUGGCAUUAUUUUCCUUUAGAGUCCAUACCAGAUGACUUUCCCAUGCAACCAAAACUAGUUGCUUUAGACCUGCAAUAUAGCUACCUCAAAAUAGUUUGGAAGGAUUGCAAGUUGCAUCAGAAUUUGAAAAUCCUUAAUCUCAGCCAUUCCCCUUGGCUAACAAAAUCACCAGACUUUUCAAAACUCCCAAAUCUCGAGGAAUUGGUAUUGCAAUUUUGUACUAGUUUGUCUGAGGUUCACUCAUCCAUCGGGGAUCUUGGAAGACUUUCUUUGGUAAAUCUUGAAGACUGCAUAAGUCUAAGGGAUCUCCCACUGAAUUUCUAUAAGUCCAAGUCUGUUGAAACUCUUCUACUUAAUCGUUGUUCAAGUUUUGAAAAGUUGGCUGAGGGCUUAGGGGAACAUGGUAUCAUUGACAACUCUGAAAGCGGAUGA
Molecule: messenger RNA, 2295 nt
Organism: Prunus armeniaca (apricot)
Lineage: Eukaryota; Viridiplantae; Streptophyta; Magnoliopsida; Rosales; Rosaceae
Source: the annotation of a GenBank genome assembly